Molecule: messenger RNA, 3345 nt
Organism: Corythoichthys intestinalis (scribbled pipefish)
Lineage: Eukaryota; Metazoa; Chordata; Actinopteri; Syngnathiformes; Syngnathidae
Product: sterol 26-hydroxylase, mitochondrial
Exons: 9
Coding region: 1494-3026 (510 amino acids)
Biological process (GO): glucocorticoid biosynthetic process; C21-steroid hormone biosynthetic process; cholesterol metabolic process
Cellular component (GO): mitochondrial inner membrane
Molecular function (GO): heme binding; monooxygenase activity; iron ion binding
Source: RefSeq, a predicted model, not a curated record
AAUAUUAGGACACCGUAUGAAAUAUUCAGUUCUUUAUUAAGAAAUGUUCAAAUAUCAAUGUCUGAUCUUGUUUUUCUCUAUCUCUGGAAAAGAAAGUGAUUUAAUUGCAGGUAAACAACAACAUUUAACAUUGUUUUACUCAUUAAACCAAAUAUAUCAACAAAAAUGCGUAUUCUUACUGAGGAAAAAGUUAGGACACCCUACCACCUAACAGCUAGUGUUACUACCUUUGGCUGAAAUAACUUCAGUAAGACACUUUUUGUAGCCAUCUACCAGUCUUUGUCAUCGGUCUGUGAGCUGUGAGAUGUUUGAGGUUUUUUUUGCAUGUACACCCCGUUUCAAGUCACCCCACAGCAUCUCAUUAGGAUUAAGAUCUGGGCUUUGACUUGGCCAUGAUUCCAUGACUCUCCAUUUCUUCCUUUUCAGACAGUCCUUGGUGGGUUUACUGGUAUGUUUUGGGUCAUUUUCAUGUUGCAGGGUCCAGUGCCGCUUCAGCUUUAAUCUUUUCACAGCAUCCUCAAGCACCCUCUGAUAUAUGAUAAAUUUCAUGGUGGAUUCUAUGAUGGUGAGCGGGCCAGGUCCAGCUGUAGCAAAGCAUCCCCAAACCAUGACACUCCCACCUCCAUGCUUCACAGUUGGUAUGAUGUUCUUUUGCUGGAAUGCUCUAUUGGGUUUACACCAAACAUGCCCUCUGUUCUGGUGUCCAAAUAAUUCAAUUUUAGGUUCAUCUGUCCAAAGAACAUUAUUCCAGAAGUUCUGGUCUUUGUUUACAUUCACUCUGGCAAACUUCAGUCUGACCUUCAUGUUCCAAAAUACCAGCAACAGUGUGUAAAAAGCUUGUGAAGAGUUACAGAAAACGUUUGCCCUCCUUUAUUGCCAACAAAGGGUACAUAACAAAGUAUUGAGAUGAAAUUUUGGUAUUGACCAAAUACUUAUUUUCCACUAUGAUUUGCAAAUUAAUUCUUUAAAAAUCAAACAAUGUGGUUUUCUGUUUUUUUCCCCCCCCGACAUUCUGUCUCUCAUGGUUGAGGUUUACCCAUGUUGACAAUUACAGGCCUUUAAUAUUUUCAAGUGGGGGAACUUUCUACAUACUUAUUUGCCCCACUGUACAUAUAUAUAUAUUUAUACAGUAUUUAGAAAACCGGGGAGAACACAGAAAACUGGAAAGGAAUAAUAAUAUUCGGAAAACAAAAAAAAUUCUCAGAAAAACCGAGAAUUUAAUAGAAAAUACUGUAUAUUGAUAAAAAUACAACACCUUCUCAAAAUCACACCCUAGAGCUUUUUCCCCCUAAAGUGAAGAGUAGUUUUAGAGCUCCCUUAAUCCACCUGUUUCCUUCUGGCUACCACAAAAAAACCCCCAAUGCAUUUCCUGUCAUGUUGUUACAUAUAAUGUCCAGUAGGCGGCAUUAAAAGCAACAAACAGAUUUUUGACGCCCAAAUCUGAACAACCGUGCGAUUCUCCGAUUCAGUCUGGAGCACACAAUAAUAAGAACAUGUCUCCUUCUUCACCUCGCCUCUUUUCAAUGUACCGACGUCGAGGUUCGCUCGGCCUCUGGACGAGGACAAUCUUCCAGGCAAGGGCUGAAGUGGCCAAACUGAAGACCAUCGAUGACUUGUCCGGACCCACUUUAUCCAAAACUCUUUUCUGGUUGUUUGUCAAAGGCUACGCAGACAAGAGCCACUUGUUGCAGGGUCUUCAGAAGAAUCUGUACGGGCCCAUCUGGCGCUCCAAGUUUGGCCCGUUCGACCUGGUCAAUGUGGCGAGUCCUGAGCUCAUUGCCCAGGUGAUCCAUCAGGAAGGACGCUACCCUGUGCGGGCAUUGUUGCCACAUUGGAAGGAAUACAGGGACAUGAGAGGACAAGCCUAUGGCUUGCAUGUGGACAAAGGGCAAGAGUGGUACCGGAUCCGCAGCGCUCUGAACCCAAAGAUGCUGAAGCUCCAGGAAGUGUCUGCCUACGCUCCCGUCAUCCACCAGGUGGUGGAGGAUCUCCUGCAACGCAUCGAGUUCCUCCGCCGUCGUAGCCCAGACAAAGCUACCGUUUCCGACGUGGCUGCCGAGCUCUACAAAUUUGGCUUUGAAGGUAUUUCUUCCAUUCUGUUCGAGACCAGGCUGGGCUGCUUACAGGAGGACAUCCCUAAAGAAACGGAGCGCUUUAUCGCUGCCGUCAACGACAUGCUGACAGUGUCUGAGAUUGUUAUUAUAUUCCCACGCUGGACCCGCCGCAUCCUUCCUUUCUGGAAGCGCUUUGUUCGGGCCUGGGAUGACCUUUAUGACACAGCGCAGAUGCUCAUUGACAAGAGAUUGGUUGACAUCCAAACCCGGACGGAGCGAGGUGAGGUGACGGAGGGCUUAUACCUGACCUACCUGCUGUCAUCUGACAAGCUAACCCAGUCAGAGAUCUACAUAAGCGUAACAGAGCUGCUGCUGGGUGGAGUCGACACGACCUCCAACACGCUGUCAUGGGCGUUGUACCACUUGGCGAGAGACCCGCGGGCUCAGGAUCGACUGCAUAGUGAGGUGAAUGCCGUGUGUGCCCACAAACGUCAGCCUAGCAUGGAAGACCUUAAAGGAAUGCCCUACUUGAAGGCCGUCAUUAAAGAAACAUUACGCUUGUAUCCUGUUGUUCCUGGCAACGGGCGUUUUGUUACGGAAAAUGAGGUGAUCGUGGACAACUACUGGUUCCCAAAAAAGACUCAGUUCCAUUUGUGCCACUACGCCGUCAGUCGAGACCCGGCUCAAUUCCCCCAUGCUGACGCAUUUGUGCCCGAGCGAUGGCUUCGUGGUGACAGAGUGACACCAGGCUCUUUUCAGCACCAUCCGUACAGCUUCAUCCCCUUCGGCGUGGGUGUGCGAGCCUGUGUGGGGAAGAGAGUGGCCGAGAUGGAGAUGUACUUUGCACUGUGCAGGCUGGUGCAGCACUACGAGGUCCGUCCGGGAGACGACAGCACCCCCGUCGAGGCCAAAACGCGGACGCUGCUCAUCCCCGCAAAGCCCAUCAGCCUUCAUUUUCUGCACCGAGCAUGAGACGAAGCAUCAAUUGCGCAAAAUUUGAUACAUGGUGCAUAGAGAUGAUCACGCUUGAUACUAAGAUACUUUAUCUACAAAAUGAUUUCAUUCAAGUUGCCUAUAACUUUGUGAUUUCCGUUUAGGUUUAUUUAUUGCAUACUCUGUUAAUUUUCUCUACUACUCUACUAAUUCUAACCCAAACAAUUUUAUGUUGUGUUUGUUAGACUUUGGCAAAUAGACGCUAGACGACACUAAAAGUGAUAGAUUUUGAUUUUAUAUUUUGUUGGUUGAUUCUUUUCACUUUGUUGUUGACUACAGGAUAAAAACAUAACAUUCA